This is a messenger RNA of Lachancea nothofagi CBS 11611, 645 nucleotides long. Lineage: Eukaryota; Fungi; Ascomycota; Saccharomycetes; Saccharomycetales; Saccharomycetaceae. The record is from the annotation of a GenBank genome assembly.
AUGAUUCAGCUAAUUACGACGCCUGCUAUACUUUUAGUUUCGACAGUUAUCCCACUUCAGUUCACCAUAGAGUACUUAAAUCUGAGCGGGAGUGGUCCCGAGCCCAAUUUCCUGGGCCUGUUGCUCCUGAAAUUCUGGUGCCUGCACGCGAUGACGCGGGCCAUUCCCAACCCCUUAGUGUAUAUAUUUCAGUCGCUGCCACUGUCAAACAUCGUGGAGCUGGGCGCAUGGCUGGUUGUGACCAGGGAGUUGGUGAGCCAGUUCAGCAAGCUCGAGGCCAGCAGGGGCCACAGGAUCGGCGGCAACGCAUCUCCUGCAAGCGGGGAAAAACCUGGGUGGAUUACUUAUUUCCAAUCGAUAUCGAACCCGCCCCCGACAGAUCGGUACGUAUUCGGGCAGUUCACGUUUCUGAGUAUUCGCACUAUGGAAAAAUGGCCUUUGGACUUGCAGAUAUUGGAUAGCAGCUUCCAUACCGUGAUGGCGUGGAUCGCGCAAAUUCGGUCUAAGAACCCAGCUAAAGCCCCGGAAUCAAGAGGCUGGAAUUGGAGCUACCAGUGGUUUGCUGGACAAACCACGCAAAGAGUAACGGCCGAUGAGGAUUACGAUCUUAUGGAGGAUGUAAUUGAGGACAUUAAGAAAUCGUAG